Endocarpon pusillum Z07020 is the source of this 1221-nucleotide messenger RNA. RefSeq lists its product as uncharacterized. The record is from RefSeq and is a predicted model, not a curated record. The transcript is spliced from 3 exons. Gene Ontology annotation, biological process: fatty acid beta-oxidation. Gene Ontology annotation, molecular function: acetyl-CoA C-acetyltransferase activity. Lineage: Eukaryota; Fungi; Ascomycota; Eurotiomycetes; Verrucariales; Verrucariaceae. Bases 1 to 1221 code for a protein of 406 amino acids.
AUGAUUACUUCGAAGCUGGGUCCGACAGCCCGCAUGGCGACCGCUGUAUCCUCACCCCGCUCCACACAGCGCCUCUCGCAACUGAACAGACAGUUUUCAUCCUCCAAUCCAAUACGAAAAGAGAUCCAGGAUGCAUACAUUCUCUCAGCUGCGCGAACGCCUACGGGCAGGAUAACGGACCUCUACUACGGCAACGUCUACUCCGCUGGCUUAGGCCAAGCUCCGGCGCGACAAGCCUCUAUCUUCUCCGGCCUUCCUCCCACCGUCGAAGCCACCACCGUAAACAAAGUCUGCUCCUCGGGCCUGAAAGCCGUCAUCCUCGCCGCUCAGAAUAUCCAGCUUGGUCUCGCAGAAGCUCAAGUCGCGGGCGGGAUGGAGAACAUGUCUCGGGUGCCGUACUACAUGCCGCGAGCGAAUCAGCACCCGCCGUUUGGGGAGAUCAAGAUGGACGACGGGCUAAUUGGAGACGGGUUGUGGGAUGUGUAUAAUCAAAUCCACAUGGGCGUGUGCGCAGAGAAGACGGCGAAGAAAUACAACGUCACGCGCGAAGAGCAGGAUGCGUAUGCGAUUCGGUCGUUUGAGCGCGCGCAGGAGGCAUGGAAAACUGGGAAGUUUGACGAGGAGAUUGCUCCUGUGACCGUCAAGGGGAAGAAGGGGGAUACAGUCAUAAGCAGAGAUGAGGGAUACGAGAGCCUGAAGAAGGACAAGGUCCCUACCCUGAAGCCCGCGUUUGUGCGGGAUGGCACAGGUACGGUCACGGCGGCGAAUAGUUCGACCUUCAAUGAUGGUGCGAGUGCUCUGGUGCUGGGUUCAAAGGCCAUCGCGCAGGAGUUUGGACUGGGCAACAGGGUCCUGGCGAAGAUCAUCAGUUCUGCCGAUGCUGCUAUCGAUCCGGUGGACUUCCCCGUCGCGCCCGCAAAGGCGGUGCCGCUUGCCUUGGAACGGGCAGGCCUGAAGAAGGAGGACAUCGCAAUCUGGGAGUUCAACGAGGCUUUUGCUGCGGUUAUCAAGGCCAACGAACGGAUCUUAGGCCUCGAAAAUGCAAGAGUGAAUCUCCUAGGCGGAGCGAUCGCGCUGGGCCAUGCGCUGGGGAGCUCGGGAUCGAGGAUCCUCACGACGCUGCUGCAUCAGCUCAAGGUCGGCGAGUACGGUUGUGCCGCCAUUUGCAAUGGAGGAGGUGCAGCUAGUGUGAUGGUGGUGCAGAGAGUUGAUGCGGUGUAA